Molecule: messenger RNA, 1938 nt
Organism: Suillus plorans
Lineage: Eukaryota; Fungi; Basidiomycota; Agaricomycetes; Boletales; Suillaceae
Exons: 6
Source: RefSeq, a predicted model, not a curated record
UCAGCCAUGAAUUACUACAGCAAAAUUCGCAGACUAACCUCAAGCAUCUUUCCACUGAUGGUUCCAGAUCACUAUAGAGAGCUCAUGAGAGCUGCCAGGCAGUGGCGACAAUGCAAGCUUUACAAGUGGCAUGGAUUUGCCCACAAAGAUGACCGGCCAAAGGAUGGUGAUCUCGCCCUAUUUUGCCCGGCAUGUCCGCAACCGGGUAUAAACUUGGACCUGUCUACCGGUACAGUCGCCCAGCCGGACAAUACACCUUCCUGGCUCAUGACUAGGUAUUUGGUCAUGGAUGGAAAUUUCAAAGCUGAGCACAUGCAUCCGGUGAAUCCAUCCGAUGAAGUAUCAUUAAUGGAUGGUCUGGGGUUCAUGGUCUCCGAUGAAAGAUACAAGAGCCAUUUGGCCAUCGCGCAAGACAAUGUCCAAAGGUCAGAUUGCAAUAAUCACCGGGCAGUAAAUCAAGCAAACACCUCAUGGCAAAGGCUGGAAACCACUGGUAUAGGAGGAUGUGCAUGUGCACGGCAUGGAUGUUUUGUCCCACAUUUCAUGGUAGACUUUCAGAAAGGCGAAAGGCAGAUGAACAUGGACUAUGCAUUAAGUCAAGCGCUCAACUAUAAGACCAAUGGAAUCUCUCGAGCCAUCACUUUCUAUGACAUGAAUUGUCAGUAUAACAAGUAUUUGAAGGACCGGAUCGCUUCCAGCAUGUAUCUUUCCAUCCCCAUAGGUAUGGAUAUCAUUCCCGGUGUGAAGAAUACUCAUACAAUGCAUCUCCGGAUGGCACGUCUGGUAGCUAAGUUUCUGUCCAGAAAGUUGAAAGAGGCUAUCAAGGGUGCUUCGAAGAGCAAACUUGCAUUUGAUAAUCUGAAUGAGACAGCCAACCCUGACAUGGUCGUUCUUUGGAAGGCAGAGGAGGCACUAGCUCAUGCAAACAGAGCAGAGGAUCCUACAGCUAUGGACAUCUAUGAGGUCCGGUUGGAAAGGGGCAAGUCUCCAACAAAAAAACAGCAGGAAUUGCACCUGUUGCAGGCUCAAAAUCGCCCUGAACAUCCGGUCAUCAACCCUCCCGGUCAACGAGGAGCCACCACUUGGCUCGCAACUGGUCUCACCAUAGAGGAAUCCCAAAUAUCUCUCUGCAAGGACGUGAAAAGUUUACGAAUGCACCCAAUGGACAUGCAACUGUUGAGAGUGGCUCGAUGCCGGGAUAAGCUUCACACUCAGAUCACGAGCUUUCUCGAGAUGGCACCUACUUAUCUUGGAGUCGGAGUCAAUGUCAAUGACCCAGAUUUUCCGGUUAUUGUUGGUAAUUCACUCGAUGAUUGUGAAGAUUACUCCGAUCUUGACAAAGAUCAAAAUCCUGAUCCGGACAUACACAAUACUUCCAUAUUUCAACCAGAGCUCACUGUCAUACCUCUGCCAUCCGACAUUGGUGCGGUGAGGUGCAGGGAGUUAGGUCUCACCAAUUUCAUCAAAGAAGAAAUUGCCCUCCGAGAAGGCCAGGCCAAUGGCGCACUCCAUGCCAUUAGAGUUCAUUUAGGAGAUAAAGCUGUUUUAUUCCGCAAUACUGUCCGGUCAGCCAAGUCACAGGCUUCAUCUACUAGGGCAUGGACUCGAGUUCGCCCAGUUGAAACAGCAGUCAAUCUCAAUGCUCGUAUAUAUUCGAAAUGCCGGUUGCAACUGGCCAAACUCCCUGACCACGACCUCUUGAAGAAAUACCUUCCUUUGAAGAAAGAAGACCUGAAAGCCAGCUCUGCAGUGGCCGAUCCAAAUGCACGUGGUCAGAGGGAUACCACUCUUUCAUGGUUCUGGUCCUUGGAUGUUCAGGGAGACACAUCAGGAAAUGACUGGAUGACUGAAUUUUACUGGGUUAAUUGGCUCUGGACGAAAGCACUGCGCAAUCGCUGGAAUGAGGAGGUUAUUCUUGUCAAACACGAAAUGCAGUAG